Camelus dromedarius (Arabian camel) is the source of this 1465-nucleotide messenger RNA. RefSeq names its product CD300 molecule like family member f (gene CD300LF). The coding region runs from base 128 to 1114 and encodes 328 amino acids. NCBI's taxonomy places the organism in Eukaryota, Metazoa, Chordata, Mammalia, Artiodactyla, Camelidae. The record is from RefSeq and is a predicted model, not a curated record. Gene Ontology annotation, cellular component: plasma membrane. The transcript has 7 exons. Gene Ontology annotation, molecular function: transmembrane signaling receptor activity.
UGGGAAGGGACUGAAGGAGGAAGUGUAAGAGCGAGAGUGAGCGAAAGCAGAAGGGUUGGAAGAUGAAGGAGGCUGUAGUUGGUUCUUGCUGAGAGGCUCCAUCAAGGGGGACCUGUGUGAAGAGAAGAUGCACCUGCUUCUGCUCUUCCUUCUCAUCCUCUGGCUUUCAGGUUCAGCUGCCAUCAUGGGUCCAAAAGCAGCGAGAGGCCUGGAGCGGGGCUCGCUGACUGUGCAGUGUCAAUACGGCCCUGGGUAUAAGAACUACGUGAAGUGGUGGUGUCGAGGAGCUGACUGGGGCCGCUGCAAGUUCGUUGUUAAAACCACUGGAUCAGAGCAGGAGGUGAAGAAGGACCGUGUGUCCAUCAAGGACAAUCAGAAAAAUCGCUCGUUCACUGUGACCAUGGAGAAGCUCAGGCUGAACGAUGCAGACACUUACUGGUGUGGGAUUGAGAGAACUGGAACUGACCUGGGGGUCCAAAUUGAAGUGACCGUUGACCCAGCACCAGCUGCAGUGCCGACCACCACCUCCACUACCACCACGUUCACAGCGCCAGUCACCACGGGAGACACCAGAGGCCACCCCUCCAACGGCGGCAGCAGUGUCUUCAUGAAUCUCAGCGUCCUCAUUCCCCUCGUCUUUGCUGUGUUGCUGUUUCUGUUGGUGGUGGCCUCACUCGUGGCUUGGAGAAUGAUGAAGCGACAGAAGAAAGCUGCUGGGAUGUCCGCAGAGCAGGUGCUUCAGACCCUGGAGAGCGACAUCUGCUACGCAAACUUGAGCCUUCAGCAGACUGGAAACUCCUCUGUUUCCUCCCGGAAGAAGGCCUCCAGGAGCUCCUCCUCUUCUGCUCAGGCCAACCAAGUGGAAGUGGAGUAUGUCACCAUGGCCCCUCCAAGGCCUCCUCCAUCUGUGGCACAGCCUCCUGCCAGCCUCUCUAACCCCGAGGACAUCUCAUUGCAGGCUCCCUCCCCCAGGGAGCACAUUGCAUAUGCAGCUCUGUCUUUGGACACCUUGGAUCAGGAGCCAACCUACAGCAACACGGGGUACCUUAGCACCCACGUUCCCAGCAGGAGCCAUGAGGAGCCCACGGAAUACAGCACCAUCAGAAAGCCUUAGCCUGUGCUCCACAGGCCCCUCUCUGACUCUCCUUGAGGCCUGUGGGCACAUUCCUGCUUCGUCUGCUUUCUGCUUCCAGCCCCUCAUGGGACCAGUCAGUGACUGAGGCCUCUGCCUGAUGCAGCCAGCAUCACAGCCAGCUUUGGUUUGGGCUCAGAGCCUCAUCUCAGGGGGCUUCUGGGAGUUAGACAGGGGUCUUUCCACAUCCCUUUCUCUCCCACAGAGGAGGGGACUACGGAUACACACUGGAACUGCUGAGGGGGUAAUCACGAUGAUAAUGGUAAUAAUAGUAAUUAAUCUUUAUUUAUUGCUUACCAUGUAUGAUGGGCUGAAUAAAGGUCCUCAAAGUUA